UCCAGCCUUUUUCCUUCUUCCUCUUUCCUCAAGACCCUAGGAUUUCCCUCAAGCCAAUGAAAUUAGCUGCUUCUGCUUCUGCAAUAACCACAUCAAUCGCAAAGAUUGGUGUUUCAAAUGCCCAAAGUUUCUUUCGCUCUCCACAUGUUUCCUACUCCUGUUGCUGUUGGUGGAGAAAAGGAAGAAUCAUGACAAUGGCUCAGUCUCCUAACUUCUCUUCUUCUUCUUUUUCGACCUCCGCCUCCAACUCAGACUCUCCUGCUAUCCCAAGUUCAAAUCCACAGCAACAGCAGCAUCCCUGGCUCAUCGUCGGCCUAGGCAACCCUGGCAAAAAAUACGAGGGCACUCGUCAUAAUGUGGGUUUUGGGAUGGUGGAUGCUAUAGCUGAAGCUGAAGGGAUAUCCAUGAGUGCUGUUAACUUUAAAGCCCUCUUUGGGAAAGGUUUCAUAGGAAAUGUUCCAGUAAUGCUUGCCAAACCGCAAACCUUUAUGAAUGCAAGUGGUGAGUCUGUUGGGGCGAUUGUUUCGUAUUACAAGAUUCCAUUGAAGCAAGUAGUUGUGAUUUUUGAUGACUUAGAUUUGCCUUUUGCAAAAUUGCGAUUAUUGCCGAAAGGUGGACAUGGAGGACAUAACGGGAUGAGGAGCAUCAUUGAUCGCUUAAAAGGGAGUCGUGAUUUUCCUCGCUUAAGAAUUGGCAUCGGACGACCUCCCGGGAAAAUGGAUCCAGUUAAUUUUGUCCUUCGCCCAUUCAAUAAACAAGAACGUGAAGAGUUAAAUUUCACGUUUCAAGAAGGGGUAGAGGCCGUGCAAAUUCUAGUACUCGAGGGAUUCAAUAAAGCGGCAACGUUUGUCAAUACUUCCAAAUCAAUGGAGCAACUUAGUUAACUUUUUCCCAAUAAGACGCAAAGUAGUUAUGCAUAGCCUUUUCUACAUUCUCCGAGCAGCAGUCAGAAACUAUAAUUUUUGGAGGAUCACCAAUUCUCUAUGAAUGAUUAUUCUUUUCGAGAGGCCAAUAGAAGAUUUGUGAAAUUUAGAUAUUCAUUAUCAUUGCAGGAAAACAAUUGUACUUUAGAAGAAUGAAUCAGUAUUACACGCCAUUCUUUCCUUAAGUGUCUCUCCCAAGCUCUCCAGUAACUUAAAGCUGUAAAGAUUUGAACUGAUUCCCUUUACUCACGUCUUUUCGUAGCAGGAGACCCAUUUUCAUGAUCAUAA
Molecule: messenger RNA, 1211 nt
Organism: Carica papaya (papaya)
Lineage: Eukaryota; Viridiplantae; Streptophyta; Magnoliopsida; Brassicales; Caricaceae
Product: Peptidyl-tRNA hydrolase family protein
Molecular function (GO): peptidyl-tRNA hydrolase activity
Source: RefSeq, a predicted model, not a curated record